Paramuricea clavata is the source of this 909-nucleotide messenger RNA. The record is from the annotation of a GenBank genome assembly. NCBI's taxonomy places the organism in Eukaryota, Metazoa, Cnidaria, Anthozoa, Malacalcyonacea, Plexauridae.
AUGGAACGCUGCAUUUGUAACAAAUUCUACGGUCAUUUCAAGCAGCUCGUUACCAAGUUACAACAUGGGUUUUUACGAGGUCGCUCGUGUGUCACACAGCUUCUUUCAGUUCUCCACUCAAUCGGACAAUGCCUUGAUAAAAACGUCCAAACAGAUGUUCUUUACCUUGAUCUCGCCAAAGCGUUUGACUCUGUCGAUCACCAAAUUCUUCUUGAAAAACUGAAAUCCUAUGGUGUUACGGGUCAACUACAUAACUGGUUUGCUGACUACUUAAAAGACCGUUCUCAAAGAGUAGUAGUGGAUGGUGUGGCAUCUCAAUGGGCACCUGUUACAUCCGGAGUGCCACAAGGUAGUAUUUUAGGACCAAUGCUCUUUGUGGUGUUCAUUAACGAUCUUCCUGAGUCUAUACCAGACAAAACAACUGCUGCUUUAUACGCAGAUGAUACUAAGUUGUACAGAAGCAUCGUAUCAGUAGCUGACUGCGAAGAUCAACAGCAGGCUCUGAAUAACCUUGAUACAUGGAGCAGUGUCAAUAACCUUAAAUUUAAUGCAUCUAAAUGCAAGGUGUUGACCGUGACAAGAAAGAGAAGUCCAAUAUUUCACACUUAUCAACUCGGUUCUAAGGAACUGCUUCGUGUGGGGCAAGAAAAAGAUCUCGGUGUUACUUUAACUAGUAACCUCUCUUGGGACACUCAUAUUAACGUUAUCGUCGCCAAAUCCAACAAGCUGCUGGGUUUAUUAAAGAGAACUUGUCCCUUGUUGACGGACGUUAAAGUUAGACGUACGUUGUAUCUGUCACUCGUUAAAUCACAAAUCAGCUACGCCAUAGAAGUUUGGUCUCCAGUCAACAUACAUCUCAAAUCAAAGGUUGAGAAAAUUCAAAGAAGAGCUAUACCGCUUGGAUUCUGA